GAGACAGGUGUACCACAAGACUCGUCUUAGCAACAUGAAGGCCGCUAUCUUUCUGCUCUGCCUCCUAGGUCUGGCCAUCGCCAGACCAGACACGAUCCUGGACUUCGAGGGCGAAGACCAUGAGCACGAGCAGGAGGGCGAUGCUGGAGACGAAGUGGAAGGAACCUACAGCUGGACGUCUCCCGAAGGAGAGGAAUUCUACGUCAAGUACGUCGCUGACGAAGACGGCUACAGAAUCGUCGAGUCCAACGCCGUUCCCGUCAGCCACGACGGAGUCGCUGCUGACGGUAACCAGGGCUCCUUCACUUCUGACGAAGAAGAAGCAGAAAAAUAGCGACCUUCAGGAAGUGCCAGCGAUCAUUUGUGGUCCUUUUGUAAAUACAAGUCUUGACGAAGUACUAUUCGAAAUCGUGUCGACAUAUUUAUUGUAAAUUAUGUGAUUAAUAAAACCUUAUUUGCAUGAA
Messenger RNA from Macrobrachium nipponense, 464 nucleotides. RefSeq names its product cuticular protein 47Eg-like. The transcript is spliced from 3 exons. Lineage: Eukaryota; Metazoa; Arthropoda; Malacostraca; Decapoda; Palaemonidae. The record is from RefSeq and is a predicted model, not a curated record. Gene Ontology annotation, cellular component: chitin-based extracellular matrix. Bases 35 to 334 code for a protein of 99 amino acids. Gene Ontology annotation, molecular function: structural constituent of chitin-based larval cuticle.